Molecule: messenger RNA, 1327 nt
Organism: Eimeria tenella
Lineage: Eukaryota; Apicomplexa; Conoidasida; Eucoccidiorida; Eimeriidae
Exons: 4
Source: RefSeq, a predicted model, not a curated record
AGCCCGCGCACCCACCUGCAGCAGCAGCAGCAGCAGCAGCAGCAGGGGGAGCUUUGCUGCAGUGGGUCCAGGAAGAUCUGCUUGCUGUUGCUUGGGACUCUGAAGUCCAGCUGCUGCGCAUUGUUAGCUCUGCUGGCCGGAGCGCUGCUGCUGCUGCUCCGCAUGCAGCAGCAGCAGCUGCUGCUGCUGCAGCAGCUGGUGCAGCUGCUGCUGUGUUCUCAGGGCAAAUUGUAGCAGCAGUGGAUCUCUCGGGCAGCAGAGUGCUGGGCACGUUCCUUAGUUCUGCUGCUGCUCCUGCUGCUCCUGCUGCUGCUGCUGCUGCUCCUGCUUCACUUCAGCCGAACCUCUGCAUUGUCACCUUGGAGCCUGCUGCUGCUGCUGCUGCUGCUGCUGAGGAGGCAGCGGAGGAAGCGGGGGCAGCAGUGUCAGCAGCAGCAGCAGACGCAGAAGAUCCAGCAGCAGUAGCAGCAGCAGCAGCAGCAGCAGCAAGGCGCUGCUCCUCAAACAAAGACACAAAGUAUGUUGUUGCCCCCAUGGGCGCCGGCGGCUGUCUCCUUUGCUGCGGCUCCCGCGCAUUCACGCAGCAGCAGCAGCAAGCUGCAGCAGCGCUGCUGCCGUACCUGCUGCUGCAGCAAGAUGCACACUGGAUGGAGCUUCUGGGGCUGUUCUCAGAGUAUGGUGCUCUUGCUGCUUUUGGCUUCCAGAUUGCUGAAGCAGCAUCUCGAGAGCCAGCAGCAGCAGCAGCAACAGCAGCAGCAACAACAGCAGCUGCAAAAGCAGCAGCAGCAGCAGCACAAACCAAACCCCCCCUAGCCUUAUACUACGAGCUGCUGCGGCGCCUCCUUAGGUGUGCAGCAGCAUCCAUGCGCAGUCAGUUGGGAGAGCAGCAGCAGCAGCAGCAGCAGCAGCAGGAGCAAAGCGAGCCGGAGGAGGCCGCGAAGAACACAGAGUCGCGACUACAGCAGCCUGAAAAGAACGAGAAGCAGCAGCAGCAGCAGCAGCAGCAGGAAGGCGUGGCAGCGGCCGAGGCGUUCCUGCGUUGCGUGUCUCUGCUGCAGCUGCCGCUGCUGCGCUGCCUCUCUCCUUGGGGCCCCACAAGCCCUCAAGAGACCGCGCUCGAGGCUCACGAGCGCGUGCUGCAGCGACUGCAGCAGCAGCAGCAGCAGCAGCAAGAGAGCACUGUCUUGCUGACGAACCCCCUUUGUGAACCUUUGCUGCAGGCCUGCGUGCUUAUGGCUCACCAGCUGCGGCUGUUUUGCUGCGCAGCAAAAGCGCUGCUGCUGCUGCAGUCCCCUCGUGCUGCAGUGUACAUACACCGCGUGCUCAC